Anneissia japonica is the source of this 2732-nucleotide messenger RNA. Its product is annotated as meiotic recombination protein DMC1/LIM15 homolog. Lineage: Eukaryota; Metazoa; Echinodermata; Crinoidea; Comatulida; Comatulidae. The transcript has 13 exons. The record is from RefSeq and is a predicted model, not a curated record. Gene Ontology annotation, cellular component: nucleus; condensed nuclear chromosome. Gene Ontology annotation, biological process: chromosome organization involved in meiotic cell cycle; DNA repair; mitotic recombination. Gene Ontology annotation, molecular function: single-stranded DNA binding; DNA strand exchange activity; ATP binding.
CGCGAUAUCAACAUCCACUGUUCAGGGUCAAUCAUGCAUGAAAGAUGGGUACACUAACAGGCCUAGAUAUCAAGAUGAUUGACAGCAAUAUGAUGGGAGAUCAAGUUGUAGAGGAGGAAGUUAUCAAUGACGAAGAAGACGAAGAUGAAUCAUUUUUUCAAGAUAUUGAUUUGCUUCAAAAUCAUGGAAUUAAUGCUGCUGACAUCAAGAAGCUGAAAAGUUCAGGAAUUUGUACUAUUAAGGGAAUUCGGAUGACAACCAGAAAGCGUUUAUGUGACAUCAAAGGAAUUUCUGAAGCUAAAAUGGAGAAAAUAAAGGAAGCAGCCACUAAACUGGAUGAUCCAGGAUUUGAGACUGCCCUAUCAUUUAGCAUUCGUCGCAAGAAUGUAUUCAAAAUUACUACAGGCAGUACGGAGAUGGAUAAGCUUCUUGGUGGUGGAAUAGAGAGUAUGUCAAUAACUGAGGCUUUUGGAGAGUUCCGCACUGGUAAAACACAGAUCUCCCAUACACUCUGUGUCACCACUCAGCUACCAGGGGCUAAUGGUUACACUGGGGGUAAAGUCAUCUUCAUUGACACAGAGAACACCUUUCGUCCAGAUAGACUGCGAGACAUUGCAGAUCGUUACAACUUGGACCAUGGUGCAAUGCUUGACAAUGUCUUGUAUGCAAGAGCAUAUACAAGUAAGUAGACACAUGGAUGGCAUGAUGUUAGGUCAAAUACAAUCAGGAUUCCUCUGAACUCUUAUUUCUGUUUUAUUAUUGAUUCUAUCAUGGCACUGUUUCGUGUUGACUUCAGUGGUCGUGGUGAAUUAGCAGACAGGCAACAGAAACUGGCACAGUUACUAUCGAAAAUUCAAAAAAUAUCAGAAGAGUACAAUGUAGCGGUAUUCAUCACCAACCAGAUGACAUCUGACCCCGGAGCAACGAUGAGUUUCCAAGCUGAUCCAAAGAAACCAAUUGGAGGACAUAUUCUGGCACAUGCAUCAACAACUCGCCUCAGCUUAAGGAAAGGACGAGGAGAACUAAGAAUUGCCAAAAUUUAUGACAGCCCUGACAUGCCAGAAAAUGAGGCCACGUUUGCCAUAACUGCAGGUGGAAUAGCUGAUGCCAAAGACUAGAAAUACCCAACAACACAUGAGAAUGCUAAGGCCUUCUUGUAUCAAGUAAAUUACAACAUUUUGUAUUUCAUUUAAAAACCUAUGUCACACAGAGGCUUUUAAUAUAUUAUAUUAGUAAGGAUAGUUACAAUGAGGUUAAGAUUUGUAAAAUGCUUCUCACAAGCCAAAGAAAGUAUCAAAAUGUUUACUUUUGUUAUAAUUUUGUAAAUCGGCAAAAUGCAACUUUCUCCGCUGCUUGAGAAUUACACCUUGUCUUGCUACAGUACAUUGCGAACAUGCCAAUAGGUCAUUCAAUAGGUCAGACUAACCUGUCACAGAUACAACCCCAUGAAAGAUCCAACCCCCUCCCCACCUGACGUCAGGGGGUUAAGAGCCUAAACAACUGCUGAACCAACCAAAUGUUCAAUAACAAAGCUAAUAGUUGCCACACACUUUUAUUUAUUAGACAUACAAAAUAUUGUACAUAUAAAAUAUAUUGAUUUAAGUUAACAUAAGAUUUAUGCCAGCAUUUUAAUUAUGUUCACUUUAAAAUACAUACUAUUUAAUAUAUAAGUACAGAGCACACUAUAAUUUUUUAUCCUUCUUAUUUCAAGACACCCUAUUUCGAAAAUCCUCUUACUUCAAGAAACUCAAAUUCGAGACCACUUUUUUUAAAGAAAGAACCAUCUAACAAUCUUCAAUCUUUUAACACAAAUCUAACCCUUUAAGUGGGAAACAAACAUAAGACCAAUCCAAAUUUUCAGGUCAAACUGUAUCUGCAUUGUUGUAUGACUUAAGCCCAAGCACACAUUUCAUCAGCCAACUGUCUGCCAACGAAUCCAUCCGUGCCUAAUUUUCAUGGGGAAUCUGAGCGGACUGUCAUUGCCUGGUUUCCUGAAAAAUCGCUACACUGUCGCUACAGUGCUUUCAGUGCAAUCGUUGUAAUGCAUACUGUAGCAGUUCCUGAUGCAAUCGGGAAUGCUUCCCGAUUUGACCAACCGAUUAGCAUCACCGAAAGCAGUCAGCGAUAGUGUGUAGCGAUUGUAUGGAACUAAACUAUAGGCAUUGUGUGUGCUGGCUUUAAGAAUCACCACUUAAUAGUAAGAAACUAAUUAAUUUGCUUUUGGCAAUCCUUGGUCAUUUUACCUAAAUAUUUUAUGAAACUAGAAGUAAAUAUUCUUUAUCGACUCUUAUCUAGAAAAAUGUUUACAUUUUUAAAGUGAAACAAAGAGAAAUAUAUUUAAUCUUUAAGAUUGACAUUGUUUUCAUGUAUUCUUUUAGUCAGUUCAAGGAAUAGGUAUUUAUUCAAUGACCCAACUUUAUGAUUAUAUUUAAAUUAAGCAUUUCACAUUAUUAUUUUAUUACUUAAUAUUGUACAUGAUUGUGUAAUUUGAUUUUAACUAUGCAGUAACAUCUCAUUUUCUUUUUUGAUGCCUUAAGUCUCCUAAAUAUAUACACCAUGUCUUUGAUCUUCUUUUUUUUAAUUUAAUAUUUUUAAUUUGUAUUAUUUUUACUGUAUUCAUUUUACUAAUAUUUUUAUUAUUAUACCUGCAUCAUAGGGAAAGUUGUGCAAUUAAAAAUUAAGUGCAAUUCAAAUGUUAAAAAGUUACUCUAUUAAAGUUUAAAUUAUUAUUA